Glycine soja is the source of this 2742-nucleotide messenger RNA. Its product is annotated as riboflavin biosynthesis protein PYRD, chloroplastic-like. Gene Ontology annotation, biological process: riboflavin biosynthetic process. The record is from RefSeq and is a predicted model, not a curated record. The coding region runs from base 96 to 1370 and encodes 424 amino acids. NCBI's taxonomy places the organism in Eukaryota, Viridiplantae, Streptophyta, Magnoliopsida, Fabales, Fabaceae. The transcript has 3 exons. Gene Ontology annotation, molecular function: zinc ion binding; diaminohydroxyphosphoribosylaminopyrimidine deaminase activity.
CAUGUCGUUUAUUCACGGAGACUUAACAGAGUAGCUCAUUCCACAAGAAGAUUUCACGUGCAACAAAACGCAGACCUGCCGUGAGCGACAACACUAUGCAAGCACAGUGUCCGUCACUCCCAGAUUGCACUCUUCAAGUGCCCAGAUUCUCAAUCAGUGCCACUCCUCCAAAUUUUGCAUCUUUUCUGAGCCCCUCCAAGGUUGCAAUCAAAUUGAGUUGUGGGAUUCACAAACCAAUUUGUAGGAGUAGGUGUGAUGGUUUAAGGGUGCAGUGUGCUGGUUCCAAUGGAGAAAAUGAUGACGAUGAUGGGUUUUACAUCAGAAGAUGUGUUGAGCUUGCAAGAAAGGCUGUUGGGUUCACCAGCCCCAAUCCAUUGGUGGGCUGUGUUAUUGUAAAGGAUGGCAAAGUUGUUGGUCAAGGCUUCCACCCUAAAGCAGGCCAACCUCAUGCCGAGGUGUUUGCUCUGAGAGAUGCUGGUGACUUGGCGCAAAGUGCGACGGCUUAUGUCAGCUUGGAGCCUUGUAAUCAUUUUGGCAGGACUCCACCUUGCACUGAAGCUCUAAUUAAAGCCAAAGUGAAAAAAGUUGUUGUUGGGAUGGUGGAUCCAAAUCCCAUAGUUGCCUUCAAAGGGGUGGAAAGAUUGAGAGAUGCUGGAAUUGAAGUUGUUGUGGGUGUAGAGGAAGAGCUCUGCAAGAGCCUCAAUGAGCCCUAUAUUCAUCGCAUGUUGACCGGAAAGCCUUUCCUUACUUUGCGAUAUUCUCUUUCUGUCAAUGGAAACUUUAUGGACUUACUUGGGGAUGGAGUUACAGACUGUGGUGGAUACUACUCAAGGUUAUUACAAGAAUAUGAUGCAGUGGUAAUCUCUUCUUCCUUAUUCAGUGAAAAUUUGUCAGUGCCUGCAUCUCAAGAACCUGGAGCCAACCAACCAAUUCGGAUUAUAUUACAUAAAGAUCCUAGUUCUUCAAAUCAAAUUCCACUAGCCAUCAAUGGCGUUACUCACAAAGUGAUAAUUUUUACAGACAAUAAAACAGUAACAGCUCCUGAAGUGGCUCAACAAGGAAUUGAAACUGUAGCUCUGGAUCAAAUAAAUCUGGAUGUGAUCUUGGAUUAUUGUAAUCGUCAAGGAUUAUGCAGUGUUCUGUUAGAUAUUAGGGGGAGUUUUGGUGAGUUUGAAGAUCUUGUCAAGGAGGGUAUCAAGAAGAAUUAUAUUAACAAAUUUGUCACAGAAAUUUUGCCAGUUUGGAACGGACAUACUGAGCCAGAUCCUCUACACACAUUGAAGAGCUUAGAGCAAGGAGCAGAAGUGGUAAAUUUGAAGUCCAAGGCCUCAGAUAAGAGUGUUGUGAUUGAGGGAUAUUUUAAACUUUAGUAAACGGGAUUAUGAUUGCCCACAAACUCCCUUUUAUCAUUGUUUCAGUGUCAUGAUUUUUGCCAAUGGAUUAUUUCCUGUAGGCUAAAUUAGAAAGCAGUUCUUGUAUUUUGCUGGUGGAAACUUGAGGUUAUUGUCAAUAACGAUUUUUAUUCCCAUUUUUUCUGGGCUCACAUUUUUCUUAGCUUUAAGGUUUUGCUUAUAUGCAAAUACCUUGUCUUGAAGUUUAGCAGAGAUUUGCCAGUCAGAUGUUACCUUGAAAUUAGGCUGCAUGUUUCAUGUGGAAUGUAAACUGUGUAUGUUAGCAGUUUCAUUGAAUGUGUGGAUAGUUCAUGUGGUAGUUUAACAAAAGAAAAAAGAAUACUUGAUUUGAGCUUGCUUGUGCACUGUUUCUCUAUUUCAGAGUAAAACAACACAUUAUGCAAUUCAAAUAAACCUUGAUGAAUUAUUAUAAUGAGGGUAUAGAAAAUGGUCAUUUUUAUUUUUUGGGGUGAAUGGAGUAACAUUUGUAUGUUGCAGCACUGAAAAAUUAUAAAUUCUGCAACAAUGCUUGGCCUGAUGCUCGGCUCGGCAGUUUUUGGUAAAUUCACCUGCCUUAAUUGGUUUCUUCUUCAACCUUGCUCUUAACUGGCCUGAUGCUCGGCAGUUUUUGGUAAAUUCACCUGCCCCAAUUGGUUUAUUCUUUAACCUUGCUCUUAACUCUCAAUUCUCCUGUUCAUGACCUUGCAUUUCACAAAUUAUUUAUGUACCUUGCAUUACUCAAGCACAUGGUAUAGAUGUAGACUAGUGACAGUGAACCAUCUAUGUAAAUAAAUCAUAGUAAGUUUUAUAUGCCAUUCAUUGAUGCUGGAAAAAUGGUUUCCCCAACAGUCUAUGUUAUCUUAUUAGUGACAUGCCUCAGGAAGUGCUGAACGAUGCGAUGCAGGCACAAGUCGUUCCCCGGUAUGGCACAUAGCAUCUUAUCUUCUAUCUGUUGCCCUCACAGGACUUGGGAUGGAGAAUGAAGCCCAAGCAGCACUUAAAGACAGCACAACACUGGAAUCCAAGCGGAAUGCAACUCCCAAGCAAAAAUGAAAACAUUGUACAGAGACAAAUUCUUGCUGAUUCUGUUCUGCCUGAUGACUUUCCCCCAAAACAUUGAUCAUAACAAUUCAUCCUGGAUACCAAUAGAUCCACCCCUCUCAAAAAGUUGCAUGUGUUUGAAGAUUUCUUCAAGAAACAAGAUUGAAUGAGUAUCUGUAACACCCCUUCCCCCUUUUUGUUGGGUCGGCUAGGAUGUUCAUUUAGUUCUAUGAUUUGAUUGAUUGAGCAUGAAUCCAAACUUAGCAUUUUUUUUUAAUUUAUAAAAGGUUAAAAUUGUGAAUAGUUAAAA